Nerophis lumbriciformis (worm pipefish) is the source of this 546-nucleotide messenger RNA. Lineage: Eukaryota; Metazoa; Chordata; Actinopteri; Syngnathiformes; Syngnathidae. The record is from RefSeq and is a predicted model, not a curated record.
AUGUCUUCAUCCGUGAGCGGGACAGAGGAGGUGCGCGUUUCGGCGUUGACGCCCCUGAAGUUGGUGGGGCUGCUUUGCGUCUUCCUCGCGCUGUGCUUGGACGUGGGCGCCGUGCUCAGCCCGGCUUGGGUCACGGCGGACGACCAGUUCUACCUGUCCUUGUGGGAGUCCUGCUGGAAGCCAGUCAGCUCGGCGGAGUGGUCCUGCAACAGCACACUUGCCACCGACUGGCAGAUCGCCACGCUGGCCUUGCUGCUGGGAGGGGCCGUGCUCACCCUGCUCUCCCUUGUCGUGGCGCUAAUGUCCCUGUGCUGCAGUUCCAGGAGUCGAUGCUACAAGCCUGUUGCCAUCAUGCUUUUCUCCGCAGUGGUGCUCCAGACUUGCAGCCUGGUCUUGUUCCCCAUCAAAUUCAUCGAGGCAGUCACUUUGAGGGUGUACCACGAGUUCAACUGGGGCUACGGCCUGGGAUGGGGAUCUACCAUCUUUUCCUUUGGAGGGGCCAUCCUCUAUUGCCUCAAUUCCAAGAACUAUGAAGACUACUAUUAG